AUGAACGGGAACCUAUUUUACAAACAAUUUGAUAUUUUAAAAUGCCUAAACUUUAAAAACUUUUUUUUCGUAAAUAAAAGAGGUGUUCUUCAAUCAAAAUUUCAAAAAAAAAAUGAAACGUCUUACAAUUUCCCAUUCAAGGUGAGUAGAACUACCUCUGGAAACUUGCCAGUGUACACUAAGAUAAGGAGACAUGGCACAAUAGUAACGACAGUUGUUCGCCAUAUUUAUGGAGAUAUAAAGGUAUUCAAAGAGCAUUUAAGGAAUAUAUGUGAAGCACCGGUCAGAGAACAUAUAGGAUAUAUAGAAGUUAAGGGGCUACAUACUAUUAAAAUAAAACAGUGGUUACAACAUAUAGGUUUUUGA
Molecule: messenger RNA, 366 nt
Organism: Plasmodium vinckei vinckei
Lineage: Eukaryota; Apicomplexa; Aconoidasida; Haemosporida; Plasmodiidae
Product: mitochondrial large subunit ribosomal protein, putative
Exons: 3
Coding region: 1-366 (121 amino acids)
Biological process (GO): translation
Cellular component (GO): ribosome; mitochondrial large ribosomal subunit
Molecular function (GO): structural constituent of ribosome
Source: RefSeq, a predicted model, not a curated record